ACUAACAAACGAUGACCGUACGCCGUUACAGAUAGUCAGACAGACAAUAAGCUGACAAAUAGACAAAAGUGCAAAGAAAAAGCAAAUAAUCGGGAAUUGUGAAAAAAAAAUACGAAAGCAAAAAAUCGAUACUCGUGCCGGCAAAAGAGCAAGAAAAUUGUGAUAAAAAUUCAAAUAUUCUCCGCUUUGGCUAUAAAUUUAUUAACAAUUUAUUUAUGACAACAUACAAAGCAAACGAAUUCAAAUAACAACAACAGCGAGCGAAGCUGAAAAAUAAAAAUUAAAGAGAAAAAUAUUGAUCGGAUAAAAAAGUCCUUACGGAAAUUGCUGUGACCAGGACAAAGGCGUAAAAAAUUGAAUAUAAAUAUUUUUAUUUAUUUGCAAAAUAAAAAAACACUCACACGUACACAAAAUCCGUUGACUGGAAAAUUCAGUCAAAUUAACAAAAAAAGCGAAAAAAUAUAUAUUUAACAAAAUCCUCUCAGCAAAAAAAAAUAAAAUGAAAUUUAAACAAAAAAUCGGGACAAACCACAAAUACAGCUGCCGGCCAGCAGCAGUAGCGGCAGGACAAGAUCCAUGGAUUUUUUAUACCCUCCUCACAGUAAUCAUGAUUUUUAUGAAUGCCGUAGUUUCCGUUAAUACAUCAGCAGUGCCAACCCCGGCAAUGGUCAAGGAAGAGCCAUGGAGAUUUGGAGUUGCAGCAACAACGACCAUGUUGGCAACACUUGACAACAAUACCCGCCGAAAUCCCAUAAUAGCCGAACAAUCAUCGAAAACAUCGGCACCACAGAAACAACAACCCGUAACUUCAAUAUUCAGCCAUAAGGACCAUGGUGGCAAGGACGUUGUUGCCACUACCAUCUCCGCCGCCACCACCGGCAGCAGUGGCACCACCACAUCCUUCACCAUGUCCCUCCAAAAAACAAAUAACAUAACUCACCCGGCCAUUGAUAUCGACGGCACCAGCAGCAGUGCUGUGCAGCCCCUCAGCCAAGCCGAGGUGGGCAAUUGUAAAUCCUUAACCAGCACAUGGGGAGAUGUUGAUCCAAAUAUAUACUACCUCUGCGAUAUGGAACGAAAACAACCCAUACGCCUGCACUGUCCCGAUGGUCGGGGCUAUUUCAAUGGCCUAGGCUAUGCUGGCUGUAUACCCUACGAACAGUGGCCAGCCUGCGUGGCCCAGCAGGCCAGGGAACAGGUGCACACCUGCGAUAGCGACCAUAUGCAACAGCCCUGGGAGGCAAUGAAUCCGAAUAAGUUUUAUAUCUGCCUACAAGAGGCCAUGGAGCCGAUGCUGCUUAAUUGUGGCCAAGGUAAAGGUUUCGUGCAUGUCCAUGUAUCCGGCGGUCGUCGUGAUGAUGACGAUUAUGCGGCACCAGAUGUUGGCGAUGGUGAAAUUGUUGGCUGUGCUAAUUGGGAAAAAUGGCGUAGAUAUAUGCAAUGUACCGACUAUUAUUAAAAGGCAAAAAACAAAGAAAACAAAAGCAAAUAACUAAAGCACCGUGGAAUGGCAUAAAAUAAGACAAUAAAUACCAUGAAACGCAUCCUCCAACCAACACAUCCUGCAGCAACAAAGAAAUGUAAAUGGUUACCAUAAAAGGUAAUAAAAAGCAAAGGGGGCAAACCACUACUUUCCCUUGGAAAACUCUCAAAGAGAGGGAGAACGAUGUGCAUAUUAUAUCCCAGGAGCAUUAAUGUAUGUUUAUAGCCAUUUAUUUCUGGUAGGCCGUAGGUUGUAAUGGCCAGCAAAAGUAAUAUUGCAUUGCAGUUCAUAAUGCGAAAAUGGCUUUGAAAUAAAAGCCAAGGGGGAGAGAAAGAGCUAUGUUAAUGCAACUCUUGAAAAAUGAAAAUAAAGGAUUUUGUAACAAGGGAAAAUAAAACAUUUGUAG
Molecule: messenger RNA, 1889 nt
Organism: Musca domestica (house fly)
Lineage: Eukaryota; Metazoa; Arthropoda; Insecta; Diptera; Muscidae
Exons: 1
Coding region: 500-1459 (319 amino acids)
Source: RefSeq, a predicted model, not a curated record